This is a messenger RNA of Phoenix dactylifera (date palm), 726 nucleotides long. Lineage: Eukaryota; Viridiplantae; Streptophyta; Magnoliopsida; Arecales; Arecaceae. The record is from RefSeq and is a predicted model, not a curated record.
CCUUCUCUAACUGUAGGUUGCAUCCUCUAACUCCUCCAUGGCCUCCUUCCAAUCUAAUCCUCUCCUCCUUUUCCUUCUCUCUUUGAUGGCCGUGGUGGCCUCAGCCUCUGGUAGUGAGUUCAAACUGGGAGAAGAGAAGGCGACCCGCCUCCACUUCUACAUGCAUGACAUCCUUAGUGGUCCUAACCCCACUGCCAUCCGGGUCGUGCAAGGGCCGCUGAAUUUGACGGGGUUCAACUUCAACUUUGGAGAUGUUUUUGUGAUGGACGACCCACUGACAAAGGGGCCAAACUCGACGUCGGAGCUCAUCGGACGGGCCCAAGGCUUCUAUGUGUUUGCAUCCCAGGAUUCAGCUGACAUAGCUUUGCUAUUAACAACCAACCUUGUGUUCAAGGAAGGGAAGUACAAUGGAAGCACGCUUUCCAUACUGUCGAGGGAUGCUAUCUUUGCACCGGUGAGGGAGUUGCCGGUGGUCGGAGGGACCGGCGUGUUCCGUCUGGCUCGAGGCUAUGCUCUGUUGAAGACCUUCUCAUUCAACACCACCUCGGGUGAUGCUGUUUUGGAGUUGGAUGUUUAUGUCAUGCACUAUUGAUAUGUCAUUGCUUGUUGCAUGUUCUCUCUCGCUAGUUUACUUUGUUCUUGGAUCGAAUCCUUGAUGUCUGAUGGUUCUUUCUGAUAAUCGUUAAGUGGCUUUGAAUAAAAUUCUCACUUGUGAUGUUUAUAAUA